CAUAUUUAUUGUCCACUGAUUGCACCCAUAUCACAUUUUCAGAAAUUUUGUUCUCUCCACCGACCACAGCUUCUUUUGCUUUGCAGAGUCGUAAUCGAUAAUAUUGUCUGCUCCACUGAGAUCUUCGUCGCUGCCUACCACACAUCCACUGGAAAGGCCCUGGCUUUCACAUCGUCUUUCGCUUCUUCUCACUUGGACUCACCGACCCAGCACGCCAACUCGCUCAACAGCUCGCCUGCGUUGCAGAGAUCGCUCACUUCUGUAGCUGCCGGCAGGAUGAAGAAGGCAUUGGGUCUCAAAUCGCCGGGUUCGGGCUCCAAGAAGAGUCUUGGGUCCGGUGGGUUCGGGUCGGGACCUGGAAAGCCCAAGCGGGUUAUGACGGUGGGUGAGCUAAUGAGGAUCCAAAUGGGGAUUUCUGACGCCAUGGACUCUAGAGUCAGGAGAGCAUGCUUAGGAUUUCUGCUGCUCAGUGAGUUCUGCAGCAUGGUAAGGAAGAUUUUUAUCUAUACAGUAGAGGAAGUCAAGAGGUUGUCACCCAAGAUAAAACUUACACUCAAUGAAGAGGUCAAACCAGGAAAGCCAGAUUCUGAAGCAGCAGUCAACACAGAAGACCAGUCAUCCAUUGUGGGAGCUGCAUACUGAUCUGCCCCUUUGUCUCUAGCUAUAUAAUGAAUAAUUGGAAAAAAAAAAUUGGAAAAUGGAACUUGAUUGUCACAUGAGAUUCUGUCUGCUAGGAUGAUGCUAUCUAUGACAAAGUACACAUGCUGGAAGAAUUGGUUGAGUUUCCCUGCAUGCUGAAAUGGAGGGGGGCAGUGGCCUGUAAUGCACAUGCAAUCUGGAGAGUCACUACUCGUGACAGGGUUUGGGUGUUAUGGUUAUUGGUUGUCUAGUUUUGCCAAGAGGAUCUCAUAGUGCUUACUUGUUUGGGCGAAUUGAGUCAGUGGUAGUCCCACUGGAGCAGCUCAAGUCCUCUGAUUUUACUGAUCAA
Molecule: messenger RNA, 988 nt
Organism: Prunus persica (peach)
Lineage: Eukaryota; Viridiplantae; Streptophyta; Magnoliopsida; Rosales; Rosaceae
Exons: 2
Coding region: 277-642 (121 amino acids)
Source: RefSeq, a predicted model, not a curated record